This is a messenger RNA of Penicillium psychrosexuale, 3294 nucleotides long. RefSeq names its product tetratricopeptide repeat protein. NCBI's taxonomy places the organism in Eukaryota, Fungi, Ascomycota, Eurotiomycetes, Eurotiales, Aspergillaceae. Bases 1 to 3294 code for a protein of 1097 amino acids. Gene Ontology annotation, molecular function: protein binding. The transcript has 3 exons. The record is from RefSeq and is a predicted model, not a curated record.
AUGCGGGCAACACUAGGGUUUGAGUCACAGAAGACGAGCGAGAAAAACAUUAUUGAAAGCAGGGAUGAUACAAGAAAAAUCAACGUGACAGUCGAUAAGCCGCUCAACUUUGAGCACAAGAGGGAUGCAGACACUACCUCAAAGAAGCUCCUAGAGAGUAUCGAUUUCAGUCUUGACAAUCCUAGUAAGGCUUUUACAGCCGUUCAAACCAUCUUUCAGCGCCGCUUAGGUGACCAAGUCCAGGGGAGCGGAAAGUGGCUUCGAAGUGAUCCACGAUAUAUGGCGUGGGCGUCCCCGGAAAGUUUGUCUUUUUCAGUCUUUGGUAUCUCUGGAGACGAGGGACAUGGCAAAUCGUUCCUCUUUGCGAGUAUCGUCAAAUACCCGCAAGAAGCACAACCUCAGCGUGAAAAUGAUAUGAGGUGCAUUUCCACUGCGUAUCAUAUCUUUGACAAAGACGAAAACCGAACAUCUUUGGUCCAGGCCCUCAAGGUCCUGGCAUGGCAGGUCGCCAACCAAGAUAUUGUUUACCGCAAAGGUGUAAGCUCCGUGAAAGCAACAGGUAUCAAUCAGAUAGAAAACCUUUGGGACAUUCUAUUUUCCAAGUCAUAUAAGAGCGACUCGACCAUCUUCCUCCUCCUGGAUGGCAUUGACCAGAUAGAGAAAAGCGAGCUGAAGGAGUUCGUUCAGGUUUUGGAGGGGCUACAGGCUAUCUCUGAAACCUGGUCACAAUUCAAGCUGCGCAUUGUCAUCACUGGGCGCAAUGAGACAAUGAACAAGCUCAAAAGUCAACUCGGAGAAGGAAUAUUGACAAUUGAUAUGACAUCUGAAAACAACGAUGACGUAGAAAAGUUCAUCACUGACCGCAUGGACAAGAUGGAGAUUCUGGGCGGCUCGUCGGACCAGGUAAUUUCUCUUCGGCGUGACAUCUUGUAUAAUCUGAAGACUCAAACCCAAGGCUAUUUCGUCAAUAUCGGCCUUCUGCUGCAUGAGAUCAGCGGGAAGCAGCGUCCUGGGAUAUUUUAUCCCGCUCUGGAGGUAAACGAUCCGGACACUAUCGCGAGAAAGAUUGAACUCCUGAACGAGACACUCAGCGAGGAAGACAUCUCUGACCUGAACGUCCUCUUCACCUGGGUUGUAUUUUGCCCUUACCCAUUUGAUCUGGGAGUGCUAGAAGGAGUCCUCUACCUGAAGGCUGGGGAAUCUUCUCUUCGGCCUCUAGCAGAAAGGAUAAAUGACAAAUAUUCCUCCCUCCUCCGAAUUAAGGGAAAACCCCACCCCAGGACUAAGCUCAUUCCAACUACUUCGGAAGUGCUGCUAGUAUCCGACUCAAUAGAAGAGUUCAUACGAAACAAGAAUGGCUCUGAUAACGCCCCAGACCUAGAUUGUACUGGCGAUAUUAACGCAGUUGAAGUCAGGAUUGUUCGUCGAUUCUUGGAGUCAGUCUGCGAUCCCAACCUGUUCGCCAAAUUUGGAUUCGAAGAAUUCUUCCAGCGGAAACUCAAAGGAAAAACGGCCCUGGUCGGGGUUGACAUCGACAACGCUCAUUUGAGUAUGCUGUCAACAUGCUUGGAAGCCACCCAUCACCAGAAAUCUCCAGAAUUAGACUCUGUGCUCAUUUACGCGUCUCGUCAUUUCGCCGACCAUCUUACACAAGCGGACCCUUCACUGACGCAACCACAACACAAGAUGGCUCUUGGCCCGCAGCUGGUCAGUCUCUUUACGGACGAAGAAACAAUUAGAAAAUGGUGGAAUCCAGCCGAUCCUUGGCAACGAUUAGAUUGGAUCUAUUGGGACGAAUUUGUUGAAGUCUCGUUGAAGUGGCUUCGAGACUCUGCGGUCACUAAAAACCUCCCUGAUGACCAAAGAAAAUGGGUGAAAAGUUUGAGUUAUAUUCUUGCGCACGUUGCUAAGUUUACUGCCCGCCUCUGGUUGCAAUCGAAUGUUGAGACAGAGUAUAUCGACAGUGUCUUCGCUGCACUUCAUGGAUAUAUCACAAGGAUUGAGAACCGCAAAAACCCCCAAAUCGAAAGGUCAACCUGUGAUCCGACAAAUGAAACCAUUCAUGCCUCCCAUAUCUCCGAUGCCGCUGAAUGGGCUCGACAGAAACUCGGACUGGAUAGUCUGAGAUAUGAGGAGACCCGGAACCUAGCGCGGACAUUCGGAGAGUACAACUUGUGCGAUGAGUCCAUCGAACUCUUCAAACUUUCGUGCUCCCUCUGGGAGUACAACUGGCUCUCGAAAUGGGGACUUGCGACUGUGUAUUCCUACCAGAAGGAAUACACGCUUGCGAUUGAGAUGAUAGAGGCCGCAAAAAAUACAAUCAAGUGUGGCGAGACACGCGAUAAUGAUUGCCAGUUGGUAGAACUGGAUCGCACUAUGGCUAAGUACAACAAAGAGUUGGGUAAUAGCGACGAAGCGUUUGCGAUAUACGAGAAGAUUCUGCGGCAUGACCCGAGUGAUUACGACGCGGCAUUGGAGAUGGCGAUGCACUUUCACAAAAAUAAGAACUCAGAGGGCCUGCUCAAAUUUCUUGAUUCACUCAAGGCCUCCAUAGAGGAUUCAACCGGUCUGGACAGGCGAACGCAGAUGUUCCACCGGCACUUCGCCAACGACCAGUAUCACAGGGCAAUCCUCGCCCUGGUGUCCGAUAAUAAGACUUUUGAUGCUAUCUUUGAAAGCUACCAGAUAGCUAUUGCUGCCUCUAAAGAGCAGCUUGCCAAGGCGACCAACGAGGGUGACGAAAUAUUCCAUCGGGACUGCCAAGCGCUUCUUAUGGAUUAUAUUGCCCAUCUUUGCUACAAUAAUGGCGGGGAAAAUGCCUCGCAGAGGGAAUUCGCUAUCGAGGAGUGGAUACGUAUCCUACAGAUUGACGAAACCUCCAUCGAGACGUACGUCGCAACCACCAAAGUCUUCGUCUGUACAAAACUCGCGAAUGUCUGUUUCCAUGAGGCGAUGCAGGACCCAAGCAAAGCAGCUACCUAUCUAGACCAGCUAGACCAGCUGGCUACAUUCAAACCCACGUAUGUUAACAGCGAGCAACGCUCUGUAACCUAUCCAACAGAACUUGUCGCACGAUACCACGCACUUCAAGGCGACGAGAAAAAGGCUAAAGAUGCCCUGCGCACACACACCAAACAAAACAUUGAUAUUCUCUCUGACGAUGAUCCGUCAAAUGAUUGGCAGGGAUACCAGGGCCUGGCGAGAUAUCUCAUGUUCGCGGGCCAGGACACAGACUGUCUCGCCGCUUGGUCGUUGAUUGUUCCAUUUGACGACGAGGAGACCAAUUCAACAUGA